GAUUAUUCGAACGUCAGCAUCAAACCCUACCACCAGAAAUUUAUUCCAUAAGCUAGACCCAAGUCUUGCAGAACAAUUUUCAAGAUGGUCGUCAUAAAUCUGGCCUUCAGCGCUCCCAUCAACCCAAGCGGUGUUUCUCCCAUCCUGUCGGAGGCCCAAGUUUGGAAUGGCCUCCAGCGCAAAGUCCGGAAAGCCCACGAAUUCGUGGCUCCCAUUCUUGAGUGCGAGGUCCUCAGCGAAGAAGAGAUAGAAACAGGCACAAAAGUCGUCCGACAAGUUACAUUUGACAAAGACGCGCGAGGCGAUCAUGACACCAUUGUCAAGGAGGUAGUUUACGAAUUUGCGCCAAGUCGGGUCGAUUUCCACCAACCAGACGGAAGUAACAUCUUCAAUAUCGUUAGCUAUGAUGCAGAUGGUAAUCUGGUGCUGACAUACGCUUUCAAAUGGCGACAUCCAGAAGUCGAGGCGGGCAGCGAACGGGCUAAAGAAUUGCGCGAAAAGUAUUCCAAGAUGGCCAGGAUGGCAGUAGAAGGAUCUAUCAAUACUAUUCGUGAGUUGGUCAAGAAGGGUGAACUUUGAGGAGGCUGUAUCAUCGAGACAGGAGGAAAGAAGACGCUGUCAGCUUUUUUUACUCACGGCACGACGGGUUUCAGAAUAAAUUU
This is a messenger RNA of Fusarium redolens, 662 nucleotides long. RefSeq lists its product as uncharacterized. The record is from RefSeq and is a predicted model, not a curated record. Lineage: Eukaryota; Fungi; Ascomycota; Sordariomycetes; Hypocreales; Nectriaceae. The transcript is spliced from 2 exons. The coding region runs from base 85 to 579 and encodes 164 amino acids.